Messenger RNA from Nicotiana tabacum (common tobacco), 909 nucleotides. RefSeq lists its product as uncharacterized. The record is from RefSeq and is a predicted model, not a curated record. Lineage: Eukaryota; Viridiplantae; Streptophyta; Magnoliopsida; Solanales; Solanaceae.
AUGGAGUACUUACAAAGAGAAAUGAUGCAGCUUGCAGAGAAUGGUGAUUUCAAUUUUCAUCCUAGAUGCAGGAAGCUGGGCAUAACACACAUUUGUUUUGCUGAUGAUUUAAUCAUGUUUUGUAUAGCGGACAUUGAAUCCAUUAAACUCCUUCAAAGGGAUUUUCAAAGAUUUUCUAUAGCUUCUCGACUACAAGCAAACACUAAUAAAAGCUCUAUUUACCUGGCUGGGGUGGAUGCAUAUAAAAAGCAGGAUAUCUUGAACCUACUGGGGUUUGAAGAGGGUACUCUUCCUUUCAGAUAUCUAGGAGUACCACUGUCUUCUAAAAUAUUAACUGUGCAGCAAUGUCUGCCCCUAAUUGAGAAGAUCACAACAAUAAUUAGUUGUUGGUCUGCAAGGCUACUUUCUUACUCUGGCAUACUACAGCUGAUCAAAUCAGUGUUGUUUGGUAUUCAAACCUACUCGGCACAAAUAUUCCCUCUACCCAAGAAGGUUAUGAAGAUGAUUGAAACAAUAUGUAGAUCAUUCUUAUGGACUGGUGAGGCAUCCAUCACAAAAAAAAAGAAAAAAAAAACUGCUAUCCUGAGAAAAAGUUUGUAUGCCCCAAACUGCAUGGGGCCUGAAUGUCAUAAACCUGUGCACUUGGAACAAAGCUGUUAUGAUCAAGCAAUUAUAGAUUGUUGCAAGAAAAAAGAUUGCUUGUUGAUAAAAUGGGUUCAUAACUACUACAUCAAAAAAUUAGACUUGGAGCAUAUGCCUACACCUAAGGCUGCAACAUGGGUGAUCAGGAAAAUCUUAGAGACUAGAGAGACCCUGCAGAGCCAAUCCUUGCAGGGAUUCUUGAUUGAUCGACUAAAGAAAUUGCAGAUGCUGGCUGCUGUUGCUGUACUCGAUGGUUGCCGGAUUUGA